AUGGCUGCUGCCACCGCUUAUCGCACUCCCUUCUCGGUCGACAAGACCGGCCCGGAAGGCAUAGACAGCAUCACCUUGAAAGCCAACAACGGCAGCCCGCUUCCCGACAUCGGUUUUCUCCGACCAUCAACCACAGACCUCCCCAUCGAAGAGCUCCGGAAGCGCUACGAAGAAGACGGCUACUUGUGGAUGAAAGGCCUCCUCGACCGCGCCGCCGUCCUCCACAUGCGCGAGCAAUACUUCGCCUUCAUGUCAUCCGCCGACUCCGGCGGCGACACGGGCAUCCUGGCCCCUAACACGCACCCGCGCGACGGCAUCUUCUCUCCCGGCGCCGACUGGCGGGCAUUCCUCCUCCCCGGCGCUCUCCGCGUCUUCAACGGCCUCCCCGACUCCGGCGUCUUCGUCGACAAGGUCGUACAAGCGCACGUCGCGGACUUCUACCACGACUUCAAGCAGCGCGUCGUCGGCAGCACGCUGGCGGGCUUCGCGGGGCGGCUGCGGCGGUUCAAGGAGCCGUUGCUGCUGAAGCGCAGCCUGCUGCGCUGCAACGUGCCCGGCGGCGAGACGACACCGGUGCACUACGACCAGAUCUUCCUGCGCGCGGGACCCGCGACGGCGGUGACGGGGUGGGUGCCGCUGGGGGACUGCGCGGUCGAGGGCGGGGGGCUGAUGUAUCUGGAGAAAUCCGUGGAGGUGGGGAGGCGGUUCGAAGCGGAUUUUGCGGAGAGGAACAAGGGGUUGUCGGACGAGGAGCGCGUGUCGGCGUUCAACAGGAACAUGAAUGCGGGUGGGUUUCUGGACAGGGAUGCGGCGGCGUUCGGGAAGCAUUGGGGGAGGAGGUGGCUGGUGGCGCCGCGGUACGAGGCGGGAGAUGUCGUGUUUCAUGACCCGUUUAUGGUUCAUGCGAGUUGCAAGAAUGAGAGCCCGGAGGGCAUCAUUCGACUCUCGACGGAUUUGAGAUUUGUUGAUGGAGCGGAGCCGUUUGAUGAGAGGUGGAUGUUUGAAGCAUAUCAGCAAGAUGAUCCGAACGUUGCCAGCCGGCAGAAGAAGGUUCCACCAGCAGACGUUGCAAAGGAAGCUUUGGAAACGGACGCAGAACCACCACUGGGUGUCAACCAUUGA
Lasiodiplodia theobromae is the source of this 1122-nucleotide messenger RNA. RefSeq lists its product as uncharacterized. The coding region runs from base 1 to 1122 and encodes 373 amino acids. The transcript has 3 exons. The record is from RefSeq and is a predicted model, not a curated record. Lineage: Eukaryota; Fungi; Ascomycota; Dothideomycetes; Botryosphaeriales; Botryosphaeriaceae.